GCACAGUUUUUCGAAUUUCGUAAAAUAAUAAACAAAUAAAGGAAAAACAAAUAAAAAGUCAAUAAUUGCUCGAAAUGAAAUAAGAUUGAAGAAAAUAUCAUUAUAACAAAGUGUCGUAUGAAAAAAGGAAUAAAAUAUAAGUGAAAUAAUUAGAUAAUAAUAUGUUGAAUGAAACUAAUGCAGAUCGCUUGCGAUAAUUUCAUACUCAUUGAACUCGGAAUCAAAAUCAUAAUUGUACCGCCGACGAAACCAAUAACAAAAUGUCUUGGAUGUCUUUUGGAAUAUUAGCAUCCGGCUAUGCUUUGCAGCGUUUAUUGGGAGGUGAUUAUCCUUCCAACAAGGUGCUGGAAAUCAAAAGCGAAUCUUUAGGCACACUACAAGUUUUGGCACGUGACGAUGCAAUGGUUUUGUUUGCACCACCGUUCAAUUCUAAUGAAAAGAAAGCCAGUUAUGAAAUCGUUCUGCAAAGACCGCAUACUGACUCGAAUACCACGUCAUUCAGUUUAUAUCGUUCGUCAAAUCAACACGAAACGGAAGAGAAAUUCAAUACUUUUAUGCAUCGUUUACCAGUAUUUGUUAGCAUUGUUAAAGAGUUCUAUAACGUUAAUGGAUUGCAGAAAUUGUGCGAUAUCUUAACGGAGAACCCUUCCUGGUCUCUAACUCAUUUGAUAGCCUAUUUCAAUUUGGUUGACUAUAUCAGCAAUCCGAAAGUUUUGCAGUGCAUCGACUAUGCGGAUCAUAUAAAUUUGAUGUCACCAUUUCAGCUGGCAAUAAAAACGGGAAAUGUUGAAAUGGUCAAAGUCCUCUCGCCGCUAUGUAAAAUGGAACAUUUGGAUAAUAAUAGUAAUUCAGUGUUUCAUUAUGCCGCCAGUACCAAUAAGGAAAUUUUAAAUCAUUUAACUGCAAAAAGCACAGUGCACUUGAAUCAUUUCAACUCAGACGGCUAUACACCGCUACAUUUGGCCUGUCUCGCCGAUAAGAAAGAUUGUGUAACGGCCUUACUAUUAGCUGGAGCCGAUGUAAAUCUUAGCGCCAAGAAUGUCUCCAAGCUAUGCAAAAUUUCAACGCCCACAUCCAUAGCAGCAUUCUUAAAACAAAACGACAACAAAUUGUAUUCACAAGAUAUGAAAUACGGUGGUACACCUUUACAUUGGUGCUCUUCGCGCGAUACACUCAAUGCUCUUAUAAUGCAAGGCUGCGAUGUAAACGCCACAAAUUUCGACGGACGCACUGCCCUGCAUGUAAUGGUUGCUCGUAACCGGUUUGAAUGUGUCGUCACAUUGUUGGCUCAUGAUGCUGAAAUUGAUAUUCGGGAUAAGGACGGAAAUACGCCGCUUCAUAUCGCCAUCGAUCAGAAGCUAGUGCCUAUCGUACAAUGUUUGGUCGUUUUCGGUUCCGAUAUAAAUUUAAAAAACAAUAGGGGUGAAACACCACGACAUAUGGUUGGUCAAGAUGCCAGUGGCGGGAAAGAAGAUGAAAUAUUGUACAUACUACAUUCGGUGGGAGCGAAACGAUGCCCUUCCGCAAACACGAAAUGUCCACCCGGCUGUAAUUCUACAGGUAAUUACAACGGCAUUCCCCCAGAAGCUCCCGAGUCGGUCGAAUCGCGUGAACAUAUUGAGAAUAUGUUAGCUACUACCAGUCGUCAGGCUUUCGGCGGACUCUUAGUCUCUGUUGCAGCAGACGCAUGCCACGACAUGCAAGAUAUGGACAAAUGCAACAAAACUGUCGUUAUCGAUACCGAAAAGGAACAAAAAGGUCAAAGUAUUAUGGACGCUUUACUUGGAAUGUUUACUUCUAAAGUUAAUACCGAGUCCAAAAAAGAAUCGGGUAGUAACAGUGUGGCAAGUGGUUCGGGUGGAGAUGCCAACUCCGCUCUGGGCAGCCUAGAAAAUAUGGCGUCACCCACAUCAUCGGCACCAUCUUUUAACGCUCACGCGUUUGAGAGAGGCGAUGUACAACAUGCUCGUGGUCGCGUUUUGUGUCUCGAUGGCGGUGGAAUUCGUGGUUUAGUCCUGGUACAAAUGUUAUUAGAAAUAGAAAGGCUUUCCCAAACCCCGAUUAUACACCUAUUCGAUUGGAUUGCUGGCACUAGUACAGGUGGUAUAUUAGCUUUAGGUUUGGGCGUUGGCAGGUCAAUGCGUCAAUGUAUGGGCCUUUACUUGCGCAUGAAAGAACAAUGUUUCGUUGGUUCUCGACCUUAUCCGAGUGAAAACUUUGAAAAUAUUCUCAAAGAGAAUUUGGGAGAAUUUGCAGCAAUGGCGGAAAUUAGUCACCCUAAAGUAAUGGUUACUGGAGUUAUGGCCGAUCGCAGACCUGUUGAUCUGCAUCUUUUUCGAAAUUACAAGUGUGCCAGUGAAAUUUUAGGCAUCGUAACCCCGAUAUCCAAUCGACGUGUUCCACCACCGCCACCAGAAGACCAGCUUAUAUGGCGCGCUGCUCGCGCCACUGGAGCAGCUCCUUCGUAUUUUAGAGCCUUUGGCCGCUUCCUGGACGGUGGUCUAAUUGCCAACAAUCCAACGUUAGACGCCAUGACCGAAAUCCAUGAAUACAAUAUGGCCCUACGUAGUGUAGGACGUGAUUCUGAAGCAAUACCGAUUUCUGUCGUCGUUUCACUGGGUACCGGUCAAAUACCCGUAACUGAAUUGAAAGACAUUGAUGUGUUUCGCCCUGAAAGUAUUUUGGACACAGCUAAGUUGGCCUAUGGUAUAUCGACGAUUGGUAAUUUGCUUGUUGAUCAAGCCACUGCUUCAGAUGGUCGCGUUGUUGAUCGCGCUCGAGCUUGGUGUAGUACUAUUGGUGUACCAUAUUAUAGAUUUAAUCCGCAACUAUCCGAAGAUAUUGCCAUGGACGAGAAGAAUGAUCAAAAAUUGAUUAACAUGUUGUGGUGUACCAAGGCCUAUAUGCAUAGUAAUCGCAACAAAAUCAUGGAAAUGAUCAACUUAUUGAAAUAGCAUAUAAGAAGGAUAUAGACUUGUCAAGACGUUUUCGUCAAUCAAUCAGACCAUUAGCAUAAAUAUUGUUGAAGACAACAUAAGUCACAUCAUCUAUUGUCGUGUUAAUCGUUGUUCAUAUAAAUCAAAGUAUAAUUUACAUGAUUAAUUUGGAAAACAAAGUAAACAUAGCACGAAGCAAAAAAUAUUUUAAAUUUUUUUAAAACUUGAAUUAAGAAGAGUGGUCUCUAAACCUUCGUCAUUUAUUGUUUCUAUUUCAAUUUUAUAUGCAGUCAUCAAUCAAUAUAUAAUUAAAACAUUUACAUUCUUUUUUUUUUUUUUUUUUUUUUGUGCACCGUAGCAAUAUAAUAUUCUCUGGAACCUAUUAAUGGCAACUGAGUUCUUUUGUUAAGUCAGAUAAUAUGUAUAGCUAGUAUUCCUAGUAUUAUCUAUAAGUUCAAGUUGAAAGAUCGCAUAUAUUUCUCUGUAUAUUUGUUAAAUCGUUUAGAAUGCUCGCAAACUCUCCAAGUUGCAAUUUUGAAUCUUCUUAAUUAUAUAUCUAAACAUGUUAUUGGGAUUUUUCAAGUUAUACAAAUGCAAUUCGUGAUUUUUAAGCUUCGAAGCAAAAUGAAACGGAUCUCGAAAUUUGAUAAUAAUGUUUAUCCGAAUCAUAAUCGAUUAAUGUCAAAUUGAUACAGUACCCAGACUUACUCGCAACUUGGAAAGCACCGGCAUAUUCAUAUGCGAUAUUUGCGAUGAUGGGUAUAAAAAGUUAGCAACAAAAGGCUACAUAGAUUUCUUAGUUUGUUUUAAUUUGCUAUGUGAUAUAUUUGUGUAUGUUUAUUUAUAUGAAUUAAUCUUAUCAUUAAAUUAGUUUAACAAAUACAAUUAACAUUGAAAUUGUCUCACUUAAAUUUAAUAAUUUUUUCUAUAAAUUAAACUGAAAAUAAUCAGCACAUCAA
Glossina fuscipes is the source of this 3895-nucleotide messenger RNA. It is a transcript of the gene iPLA2-VIA, whose product is annotated as 85/88 kDa calcium-independent phospholipase A2. The transcript has 15 exons. The record is from RefSeq and is a predicted model, not a curated record. Gene Ontology annotation, biological process: positive regulation of ceramide biosynthetic process; lipid metabolic process. Gene Ontology annotation, cellular component: mitochondrion. Lineage: Eukaryota; Metazoa; Arthropoda; Insecta; Diptera; Glossinidae. The coding region runs from base 261 to 2954 and encodes 897 amino acids. Gene Ontology annotation, molecular function: protein binding.